CAAGAUGGUCCUGGACCUCCACCUUAAGGACAACAAGAGGACAGUCUUCUCCGAGAAGGACUUCAAGUGUGUGCGUGCUGAACUAAAGGAAGCCUGUCGAAUGGGACUCAUGUCGCAACGAACGGUGACGGAGACAAGAAUGAGGAUGGGCAAGAAAGCAGAGAGGACAGAGAUACAGUUCUACCACAAACUGGCUCAGGAGCACAUCGCCAGCAGCUACCUGGUAUCUCUCCCGCCUGAAACGCUGGAAGAGACACUAUCCAAGAUCAAGGACUACAAAGGCAUACACAUGUAUGAGAACCUCCUGCGUUUUACAUGCGGGUUAGGUGCAGUGUCCUGCGCACAGGUUCUGCAGCACCUCCUAGGCCAACUGUGGGUGGACCAACCCCUCCCGCCGAACAAGAACGCAACCUUCCGCUUGGCUCUGGACUUCUUGAACGAAUGUCCUGAGGUCAGUGAUGCCAUCAAGGUUCACCUAGAGACAAUGUUCCAGGAGAAGUACCUAUGUCUGUAUGCUGCUACUCCAAGUGCGAUACAAGGACUCCAGAAGCUUCCCCAGAGCAUUAAGAACAAGAUCAGAAUGAUGAGAUUCCAGUCGUCAGAAAUGUCGGAGAGCAGUUGUCUGGAGUUCAUCAAAGUCCUCCCGUCGUUCCGUGAGUUACAGCACUUAGGUCUGCGUGGUGUGAAUGCCUCUGAGCCCUCACUUGUAUCUAUCGUGGAGUCAGCCAGGAGAGGGAUGAAGGUCAAGGGUGUGCUAUUCAGGUUCUGCUGCACAAGUAAAGGUGGCGCAUUGUCCAAGUACCUUGAGGAGAAUAAUGUAGCCGAGAGCUCACCAAACAGAAUGAGAGUCUUGGUGCACAAUGAAAAUGAGUCUGAUGGAACAUUUUACGUUCCCCGCACUACUUGAAUGCCUAGGAGCUCCUCAUCGAUGGUUCUCUGGUAUCUGGACCCCUUGUGCAGAUCGGAUGAACGCAAUACAGGGCUUCAUCAGCAAGAGGCCACCGUCUGAAGAUAUCAAAACAAAGAUGCUCAACGAAUAUUAGGCAAGAUGCAUUCC
Molecule: messenger RNA, 1057 nt
Organism: Strongylocentrotus purpuratus (purple sea urchin)
Lineage: Eukaryota; Metazoa; Echinodermata; Echinoidea; Camarodonta; Strongylocentrotidae
Exons: 4
Coding region: 5-907 (300 amino acids)
Source: RefSeq, a predicted model, not a curated record